Molecule: messenger RNA, 753 nt
Organism: Trifolium pratense (red clover)
Lineage: Eukaryota; Viridiplantae; Streptophyta; Magnoliopsida; Fabales; Fabaceae
Product: ribonuclease Phyb-like
Exons: 3
Coding region: 1-753 (250 amino acids)
Biological process (GO): RNA catabolic process; lipid metabolic process
Cellular component (GO): extracellular region
Molecular function (GO): ribonuclease T2 activity; RNA binding
Source: RefSeq, a predicted model, not a curated record
AUGGGUAUCGAGAGUGUGGUGCAACCAACUGAUAGAGUAUCAUCCGGUGGUCGUCAAGAUGCUACCUGUUCUGUAUGUGAGAUGGCUGUUGAUUGGAUGCAGAACCAGCUGAAGCAGAAUCAAACAGCAGAGCGGAUAAUAAACUACGCUGAAUCGCUUUGUGAUACAUUGCCUAACCCAUUGGGACAACCAUUUCCUUAUCAUCAUUUAGUACGGGUUGACCAAUGGCCAUCUGGACUAUGUUCGACUCAUACUCAUCCGUGCAAACAACCCAUCCCGACUUACUUCAGUUUGCAUGGUUUAUGGCCAUCAAACAUGAGACGUGGUCCGGAGUUUUGCGUACCUAAAUCGUUUGAUCCUAACCAGAUUACUAGCUUGGUUUCCAAACUUUCGACCGCAUGGCCAAGUUUAUUUGUAGGAAAUCAAAAGUUUUGGAGAAAGCAAUGGAACAAGCAUGGAUCGUGCUCUGCCUUUAACCAAUACCACUACUUUAAGUUGGCAUCCGAUAUUUGGGAGGAAAACAAUAUUACAGCUAUAUUGGAAAAGAAUGGGAUUACACCGGGAGCUUCUUAUAGAAAGGAAAGAAUUAGAGAUGCCAUUUUAUUUAGUGAGAUAAGUUUUGAACCUUCUCUCAUUUGUGUCAGAUCAUUCUUGACACAAAUCAAAUUAUGUUUGGACCCUCUAGCACUAUCCUACAUUGCGUGUCCUCAACUAUCUAACACUUGCAAAGGAAUGAUAAAAUUCAGGGCAUAG